GUGGGGGUGAGGUUGGAGGAAGGACAAGAAGGGAGGGGAGCCGAGCCGCCUGUCAGCUCUCUACAAGCAGGAAGGAGACGGGAAUAUGCCGCGGUGACCACACGCCGACCGAGAGCCGCAUCCACCUUCCAAAAAAGACCGAAAUCUCCCGAAGGGCGCGCGAUACCUGAGGUGCCAGGAUGAAUCGGCAUCGCGUGGACUCCCAGGGUUCGUUGGGGCCCGACGAUGAGGUCAUGCCGUACAGUGACGAUGAGACGGAUGAUGAACUGGAGGUGAGCUCCGAAGAGGAAGAAGAGGAGGAGUCGCGAGACCCGCAACCCCCGGAUGAAGCUAAACCCUCCGAAAUGGGGUGGAAGGUGAAGGCCAACGACCGACCGUAUCACCAACUCCCAGAGUUCAAGAAAAAAGUCUUCCUGUGCAUUAAGAAGAGCCGAUACUCGGGAAACGCGAUCAAGACGUACAAGUACAACGUCCUCACCUUCCUGCCCCUGAACCUGUACGAGCAGUUCAAGAGAGUCGCCAACCUCUAUUUCCUGGCUCUGCUCAUUUUACAGAUUAUUCCAGAGAUUUCUACUCUGCCCUGGUACACCACACUGAUUCCUCUGGUGGUGGUGCUCGGAGUCACUGCCAUCAAAGACCUGGCGGACGAUCUGGCGCGGCACAGGAUGGACAAGGAGAUCAACAACAGGAAGUGUGAGGUUCUGCUGGACGGCGGGUUUCAAGAGACGAGGUGGAGGAACAUCCAGGUGGGAGACGUGGUCCGUCUGAAGAAGAAUGACUUCAUCCCGGCUGACAUCCUGCUGUUGUCCAGCUCCAACCCGAACAGCCUCACUUAUGUAGAAACAGCUGAGCUCGACGGGGAGACCAACCUGAAGUUUAAGCUGGGACUGCGAGUUACUGACGAGAAGCUGCAGGACGUGCGUCAGCUGGCUGAGUUUAAUGCUCUGAUCGAGUGCGAGGAGCCGAACAACCGCUUGGACAAGUUUGUGGGGACGAUGCGGUGGGACGGGGAGCACUACCCUCUGGGGCUGGACAACAUGCUGCUCCGAGGCUGCACCAUCCGGAACACGGAGGCGUGUCAGGGCGUGGUCAUAUUUGCAGGAGCCGACACCAAAAUCAUGAGGAACAGCGGAAAGACGAGGUUUAAGAGGACCAAAAUUGAUGAGCUAAUGAACUACAUGGUUUACACGAUCUUUGUGCUGCUGAUCCUGGUGGCGGCAGGUCUGGCUAUUGGACACUCCUUCUGGUACGAGCAAAUCGGCUCCAAGGCCUGGUACCUGUUCGACGGCAAAAACCAGACUGCCUCGUACAGAGGCUUCCUCAGCUUCUGGGGAUACAUCAUUGUCCUCAACACCAUGGUGCCUAUUUCCCUAUAUGUCAGUGUGGAGGUGAUCCGUCUCGGUCAGAGCAAGUUCAUCAACUGGGACCUGCAGAUGUACUACGCAGAGAAAGACACACCAGCUAAGGCUCGAACCACCACCCUGAACGAGCAGCUCGGUCAGAUCGAGUACAUCUUCUCCGACAAGACGGGAACUCUCACACAGAACGUCAUGCAGUUCAAGAAGUGCACCAUCGCCGGACACAGCUACGGUGACCCGACCACGGCUGAGGGAGUGGUGCUGGACCGAGGAAGGCCGGUAGACUGGAGCUGGAACCGGCAAGCUGACAAAAAGUUUGACUUCAGGGAUCAUGCUCUGGUUGCUCGCGUCCGAUCUGGGAAAGAUAAAGAUGCCAAUGAGUUCUUCAAGCUGCUCUCUCUCUGCCACACCGUCAUGGUGGAGCACAAAGACGGUGAUCUGGUGUACCAGGCGGCUUCUCCCGACGAGGGCGCCCUGGUGACGGCUGCCAGGAACUUUGGCUACGUGUUCCUGUCUCGCACGCAGGACACCAUCACCAUCAGGGAGAUGGACCAGGAGAAGACCUACGAAAUGCUGGCGCUGCUCGACUUCAACUCGGACCGCAAGCGCAUGUCCAUCAUCUUGAGGUUUCCUGACGGUCGCAUCCGCCUCUACUGUAAAGGAGCCGACACUGUCAUCUACGAGCGACUCUCCCCGAACUCCAGACACAAAGAAACCACCCAGACCGAUCUGGACGUCUUUGCCAACGCGACGUUGCGGACGCUAUGCUUGUCCUACAAAGACAUCAGCGCAGCGGACUACGAAGCAUGGGCCCAAAAACACAAGGAGGCCCAGUUGGUCAUGUCGGACAGAGACGCUGUGCUCGACCGCGUGUAUGAGCAGAUCGAGAACGACCUAAUGCUGAUUGGGGCGACGGCCAUCGAGGACAAGUUGCAGGAUGGAGUACCAGAGACCAUCGCCACGCUGGCCAAGGCCGACAUCAAGAUCUGGGUCCUUACUGGAGAUAAGAAAGAAACGGCAGAGAACAUCGGAUAUGCUUGUUCACUUUUGACAGACGAUAUGACGAUCCACUACGGAGAAGACGUCAAUGAGAAGCUGAGGCUCCGUCAGGCCAACCGGAGAAACGAGACUCAAACUGUCCGUCGAGGCAAAAAGAAACCUGCGGAUCCCUUCUUCCCCGCACCGGGCAAAAACGCUCUCGUCCUCACCGGAGGAUGGCUGAACGAGAUUCUCUAUGAAAAGAAAAAGAAACGCCGACGUCUGCGCCUUCGUCGUCUCGGAAAGCGAGCGCCUCCCAGCAACCCUCAGGACGGACAGCCGAUGGACGACUUGGAGAAGGAGAUGAGACAGAUCGACUUUGUGGACAUGGCCUGUGAGUGCGAGGCAGUCAUCUGCUGCCGCGUCACACCGAAGCAGAAGGGCAACGUGGUGAGUUUGGUUAAGAAGUACAAGAAGGCUGUGACGCUGUCCAUCGGAGACGGGGCCAACGACGUCAACAUGAUCAAGACUGCAGACAUCGGGGUUGGCAUCAGUGGCCAGGAGGGCAUGCAGGCAGUCAUGUCCAGCGACUACGCCUUCGCUCAGUUCCGCUACCUGCAGCGCCUCCUGCUGGUGCACGGACGCUGGUCCUACAUCCGGAUGUGCAAGUUCCUGCGGUUCUUCUUCUUCAAGAACUUUGCCUUCACACUGGUCCACUUCUGGUACUCUUUCUUCAACGGAUACUCGGCACAGGUCACCUAUGAAGACUGGUUCAUCACUCUCUACAAUCUCGCUUACAGCAGCUUACCAGUUCUGCUGGUUGGACUUCUUGACCAGGACGUUAACGACAAACUGAGCCUGAAAUUCCCCAAACUCUAUGUACCCGGCCAGCAGGGGCUGUUGUUCAACUACAAAAACUUCUUCAUCAGCUUGUUCCACGGCAUCUUCACCUCGCUCAUCAUCUUCUUCAUCCCCUACGGAGCCUUCCUGCAGACCAUGGGGCAGGAUGGAGAGGCCCCCACAGACUACCAGUCCUUGGCCGUCGUCACCGCCUCGUCGCUCGUUUUCAUCGUCAACCUGCAGAUCUCUUUGGAUACCUCUUACUGGACCUUCGUCAACUGCUUUGCGGUCCUGGGCAGCAUCGCCAUCUACUUUGGCGUCAUGUUUGACAUCCACAGCGCCGGCAUCCACGUCAUCUUCACCUCAGCGUUCACCUUCACCGGUGCCGCUUCGAAUGCCCUGCGCCAGCCCUACCUGUGGUUAACCAUCAUCCUGACGGUGGGCAUCAGCCUGCUGCCAGUCAUCUGCAUCCAGUUCCUGCAUAAGACCAUCUGGCCCUCUGUGGGAGAUAAGAUCCAGAGAAACAGGAAGAGGUACGAGAUGGAGAUGGAAGAGGAGGAGAGGAAAAAGCCUCCAACAUUCCAGCGUGGCGGGCGUUCCCGCCGCUCCGCCUACGCCUUCUCUCACUCCCGCGGCUAUGCCGACCUCAUCUCGUCCGGACGAAGCAUCCGGCGCCGCCCAACGGGCCGGGCCGGAGCCCAGGAGAGCAUCAGGGAGGUUCCCCAGAGAGAGCCAGAGAACAUCUGACCGAGCAGAACUUCAUCCAGAAGGGCGUUUUGAAUAUUUGGGAAAGAUGGAGGAGCGCUUGGUCAGUCUUCAUUUUUCGUUUGUGGAGCCGGCUCCUCCGUGAUCAACGACAGAAACAAACCAUGGGGUUGGCGUUUAGAGCGACCUCUUCCAUAUAGUUUAUUUCAAUCUCAAAACAGGGAGACAAAAGAAAAGCCCUCAUAUAGUCUCGUACCUCUAGGAAAUAAAUGAGCAGCCUUAGAAGAAAGAAAAAUAGAGCGCUACUGAAUGUGUCGAUGCUCCCCUCUUUGCACAGACUGUUUAAAGUCAGAUGGAAAAAAAGCUCACUGAAGAGUUGCCCGCCGUUACCGGGCUCUUAAGUCAUGCAGCGACUGCGUGACUGAGGACUCAGGAUUUGUUUUUAAAUAUAAGACUUAUUUUUACUUCGCUUGUCAUUGCUCCUCGCCCCUCUGGCUUGUUGGGAAGCCAAUACACGUUAUUUAAUGUUUAUUUUUGGCAGUCAUUGUUUUAGCCAGAUGUCUGCAGAGCACUUGAUAUGAUGUUUUAUUCUAAUUAAAAAACACUAUUUAUACCAAUUAAUUGUCCGUUCCAUGCAUCAUAUCAGACAUCUUUUAGUUUUUCUUCCAUCCAUCUAAAAGCAAAUCCGAAGAUUUUUCCUUUACCACAAAAUGCAACAGGUUGAAAGCUAAGUCAAGGUAUGCUCUUUUAAUGUUUUAUUCUAAUUAACGGUGUCAUGUUGCUAUGAAAGUUGGUUGGACGUCGUAAAGUGUCCCUUGACUUAAAAACUACAUUUAAAUAAUUAUCCUCCUGUGCAGCAUCACAUUUCCCAAGUGACUUUACUGAUGGAUGAUGUCAUCACUACUUUAUGGAACAUCGACCAGUUUCCAACUCGAAGGCUUUUAAAUACCUCUUUUGUUCUGUAUAUCACCUUUUUGUUCAUUAACUUCACCUGAUGUGCAUAAACACACACUGUAAGGGAUCAUCGACAGUGUUUGCAAAAUGUCAAUUCAAGCGCUCCUUACUUCUAACAGGGAACGAAUUGGAGCAAUCAGGUCUAGAAUUAACUUCAUCAUGUCGUUUAUCCUGUUCUUUGUGUUUCGGUUUAUUAACUUCUUGGGAGUUGCAUGGCUCGGGGAAACUAUAGUGUGGAUUUCUGUAUGUGCCACUGGUUGUUUACUGCUGACCCAAAGGUGAUGUUCUCCUGAUAAUCAGUCGGGUCAUUCUUGAAACAGCAGUGCGCCAAAACUGACCCGUUCCUGUACUGUAUCCUCUUCAUGCUAGUGUUACUGUAUUGUUAAUGUCUUUUUCUUUUUUAUUACUGAAUAAAAUGAGGCAGUUUGGAACUGCUGCAGAUUGUA
This is a messenger RNA of Pungitius pungitius (ninespine stickleback), 5281 nucleotides long. It is a transcript of the gene atp8b1, whose product is annotated as ATPase phospholipid transporting 8B1. Gene Ontology annotation, molecular function: ATPase-coupled intramembrane lipid carrier activity; magnesium ion binding; ATP binding. The transcript is spliced from 30 exons. The record is from RefSeq and is a predicted model, not a curated record. Lineage: Eukaryota; Metazoa; Chordata; Actinopteri; Perciformes; Gasterosteidae. Gene Ontology annotation, biological process: Golgi organization; phospholipid translocation. Gene Ontology annotation, cellular component: trans-Golgi network; plasma membrane. Bases 180 to 3923 code for a protein of 1247 amino acids.